Messenger RNA from Alosa alosa (allis shad), 2462 nucleotides. It is a transcript of the gene serpind1, whose product is annotated as serpin peptidase inhibitor, clade D (heparin cofactor), member 1. Lineage: Eukaryota; Metazoa; Chordata; Actinopteri; Clupeiformes; Clupeidae. Gene Ontology annotation, biological process: negative regulation of endopeptidase activity; blood coagulation. The record is from RefSeq and is a predicted model, not a curated record. The coding region runs from base 40 to 1557 and encodes 505 amino acids. Gene Ontology annotation, molecular function: serine-type endopeptidase inhibitor activity. The transcript is spliced from 5 exons.
CACUCACAUUCACACAGACACAACCAGAACAAACUCAGGAUGUGGUUCCUCGCUCUAGCGGUGAGCUCCUGUCUGCUGCUGCUCACUGGGCCGGCCGAGGCUGGGAUCAAACCGCUUGAGUCGCACUUCGCCGAGCCUGCAACCGCAGCGCCAGUGGACCCGCGCGGACCGGCGUCCGGUGGUUCGCUGGAAAUGGAGGCCAUCCCGGACGACUUCCAUAACGCGAACACGCUGACCGACGAGCUUGAGUACGAGGACUACCUCGACUUUGAUAAAAUCCUGGCCAUGGGCGAGGAUGACUACAACGAGGGCGACGAGAUCGAUGACAUCCCCACGCCGGCGCCCGAGUUGGACCUGGAGGCUGGGCCGUCCGACCCGAAAGUGCGGCGCGCACGUCUGCUGCGUCUCUUCCACGGGCGCUCGCGGCUGCAGCGCAUCAACGUGGUCAAUGCGAAGUUCGGCUUCCGCCUCUACCGCAGCCUGCGUAACCAUGUCAACCAGACGGACAACAUCCUGUUCGCGCCCGCCGGCAUCUCCAUCGCCAUGGGGAUGAUCGCACUGGGGGUGGGGCCACGCACGCAGGUGCAGCUGUACGAGACACUGGGCUUCGGCGAGUUCGUCAACGCCAGCGCGCACUACAACAACGCCACUGUGCACAAGCUCUUCCGCAAGCUCACGCACCGCCUCUUCCGACGCAACUUCGGCUACAUGCUGCGCUCCGUCAACGACCUUUACCUGCGGCAGGACGUCACUGUCCACGAGCCGUUCCGCACCGACGCCAAGGGCUACUACUUUGCUGAGCCGCAGUCCGUGGACUUUGCCGACCCCGCGUUCCUCAGGAAGGCCAACAGCCGAAUCCAGAAACUGACUAAAGGGCUGAUCAAGGAGCCGCUGCAGAGCGUCGACCCAAACAUGGUGCUGAUGCUCCUCAACUACCUCUACUUCAAAGGCACAUGGGAAAUGAAGUUCCCCAAGGAGCAGACGCACUACCGUAACUUCCGCGUGAACGAGAAGCAGCAGGUUCGCGUGGCCAUGAUGCAGAACAAGGGCAGCUACCAAGCGGCUAGCGACAACCAGCUGCAGUGCGACAUCCUCCGUCUACCCUACACGGGCAACAUCAGCAUGCUGGUGGUCAUCCCCCAGAAACUGUCCGGCAUGAGGAAACUCGAGCAGGAGAUCUCGCCCACGCUCAUCAACAAGUGGCUAAGCAACAUGACCAAUAGGACACGAGAGGUGGUGUUCCCCCGUUUCAACCUGAAACAAAACUACGACCUCAUUGGCCACCUGAAGGACAUGGGACUGACUGAGCUCUUUGAGGGCGGAGACUUCAGCCCCAUGACAGCAGAGGAGAUUGCCAUCAACUGGUUCCAGCACCAGGGGACGAUCACGGUGAACGAGGAAGGGACGGAGGCGGCUGCGCUGACGCAGGUGGGCUUCAUGCCACUGUCCACUCAGACGCGCUUCAUCGUGGACAGACCCUUCCUCUUCCUCAUCUACGAGCACCGCACCGACUGCCUGGUCUUCAUGGGCCGUGUGGUCAACCCCACGCAGAACUAAUGACAGACACACACAUACAAACACACACACACACACAUACAAACACACACACACACAUUCUCUCUCAUACACACACAUGAAUGCAUGUACAACUUGACCCCUAAAGAAAGGGUCAUUUACCUCCUUGUCCUAACCCCGUGUACCAACACUGGCCACUGUUAACUCCAAUCCACACACACACAAUCAAAUAUUACUUAAUACUAUUGCAAACACUUAGUCAUUGUUCACAGGAUUAAUGACAGAUGCAUAAACACUAACACCUACACAAACACACAAAAACACACACACUGAACACACUCAAACAUUUGUCAUCUGUUAAUGUUUUAUCUAUUGAAAAAACAGCACCUCAGAAGCAAACAGGCAUUACCCAUUUCUGUGCCACAUCACGCUACUCUUUAGCAUCCUUUAGCAUCCAUAGGCUAUCAUAUGCUAACAGUUUUUAGCAUCCUUUACCAUCCAUAGGCUAUCAUAUGCUAACAGUUUUUAGCAUCCUUUACCAUCCAUAGGCUAUCAUAUGCUAACAGUUUUUAGCAUCCUUUACCAUCCAUAGGCUAUCAUAUGCUAACAGUUUUUAGCAUCCUUUACCAUCCAUAGGCUAUCAUAUGCUAACAGUUUUUAGCAUCCUUCACCAUCCAAAGGCUUUCAUAUGCUAACACUCUUUAGCAUUCCGUCACCAUCCAUGGGCGUCCAUAACUCAUAAAGGAAGACUGUACAACAGGCACAUUUUCAAGCACUUUAGCAACUAUGCUAAAUUACUGUGUAUAUGGAUAUAACGGCAUGUGUCUGAUGACUACAACUGUAUGUAAGCAAUGAACGUCAUUUUUAUUUUAUGAGAGUAAUAAUGGCUUUAGAUGUGCAAGUGUUUGUGAUGUGGAUUAAAGCUAAUAAAAGUUAUAGGAUGAUGA